ACCAUAGCAGCGAGAGUUUAGUAAGUGUUCCGCCAUGGCUAGCAGUCCGUCCAGAGUUUUCGCUGCUCUAUUACCCGCUGCGGGAGAUAUUUACCGGGACGAAAAUGAACCAGGGAUGGGGGGACACACGGUUACCGUUCAGCAAACCCAGAACAGCGCGAGGGGGGUCCAGGUGACGGGGAGCGCGGAGGUCUCGUGCCCAGCCGACCGCGCUACGGUUUCCGUUAGUUUCAAAAACAGCAAGGAGACGGUGAACGACGUCACCAACAGCAUCUCGAGGAGAGUAGAGUACAUUCUACAGACCCUGAGACAACAUCAUGUCAAGGGGGAAGAGUUGACAGUGACGAGAAACAUCUACAGAGCUGAUGACCUGUACCACAUGGAAGCUCAGGUGAUGGUGGUGUUCUCAGACUUUGGUCAGAUGGAGAGAGUGUGUGUUGUUCUGUUGGAGAAGCUGGAUAAGAGUGUGUGUGUCAGCGUGCCUCACUUCUACCACAGUGAAGAGUGUCUCAGCCUAUUGAGGCGGCGUGUGUGUGUAGCAGCAGCAGAGAACGCUCGUCUGAAGGCGUCUGAGAUGAGCAGCAUGCUGGGACAGACUCUGGGGCACCCCCUACUGGUCAGAGAGGAAGAGGCCACAGAGAGGAGAGAUGCAGGGAGAGAAAGAGUGAUGGAAGGAGGAGAGGGGAGGAGGGGGGAGGGGGUACACAGGCCAAGCAUCACUGCGACCUCUCGUGUGUUUGUCACCUUUAACCUCCGACCCAAAGACAGAACCAGGAAGAAGUUCUGAAGACUAAGUUACCCAUCACCCCCUGCAGCACAGUGCAAACACACACUCACACUGUAGAUACUUUAAUAUGAAGCCAAAGACGAGGAUGGACAGUCAUUGUUUUGUUUAGAAUAAUAUUUAUUCAAUUCUUUCCUCAAAGCUUCUGUCAGUAAACAUGAAUGUCAAUAAAUUAUGUAAAGGUGG
This is a messenger RNA of Coregonus clupeaformis (lake whitefish), 970 nucleotides long. It is a transcript of the gene irak1bp1, whose product is annotated as interleukin-1 receptor-associated kinase 1 binding protein 1. The transcript has 4 exons. Lineage: Eukaryota; Metazoa; Chordata; Actinopteri; Salmoniformes; Salmonidae. Gene Ontology annotation, biological process: immune response; canonical NF-kappaB signal transduction. The coding region runs from base 35 to 787 and encodes 250 amino acids. The record is from RefSeq and is a predicted model, not a curated record.